AUGAAUACUGUACCUUUCAGACCAAUUCCUACGACAUUCGAUGCGUUGGAACAUAACCUCGACAUGGGGAAAGACAUCGAUUGGGGGACAGCAACACCAGUGACUCGCAUUGUCAAUGUGCUCGACGAGAAGAAGCUGCCCCCAAAGCACCAAAAAGCACUCGUGCUUCACGGUCUGAGGCAACCAUUCUCUCUGUCGGAGGAGUAUAAAGUGCCUGAGCGGAAAAGUUCAGACGAGCUUGUUGUGAGGGUGCAUGCAAUUGGACUCAAUCCCAUUGAUUGGAAGAGUGUCGAUUACGGCUUCGGUAUCCCGGUUUUGCCAUACGUUGCUGGACGUGACUUUGCGGGAGAGGUCGUGGAAGCGCCGGCCACCCACAGUCACAUACGAGUCGGCGACAUUGUCAUAUGUGGCUCGACAGACUAUCGAGAUGUGCGCAAAGCUGCCUAUCAGGAAUACGCAAUCGCGUCGCACCAUACGGUCUGCAGACUGCCCAGUCACAUUCCGAUCGCUCACGGAGCUGCGCUGGGCGUCGCCUACGUGGCUGCAUCUCUCACGCUUGGUGUUUGUCUAGGACUGCGCUUGCCGGAUAUCGCCCAAGCGAAAGGCACGAGAGGGCCAGAUAUCCGCCAGAUGGUGCGCAGAAGUGCAUUGGAAGACUUGCCCGCCGACACACUUUCCGAAUGUCUCAGCAUGCCGGAGCACGAGCGCCCGGUGGCAGGAGAGUGGCUUGUGGUUUGGGGAGGAUCAUCGACCAGCGCGUUCAUCUUAUCGCAAAUUGCGCAUCUGGCGGGCCUGAGAGUGAUACUCGUGGUCGACGUAGCAAAGCACGGUGCGCGGAUGAUGGAGGCCAAGGACUUCGUGUUGGUGGACAGUCACCACCCCGCCCGCGCCAGCGAAGUCAUUCGCAGUCUGACCCAGGGCCAGUUGCGGUUUGGUGUUGAUACUGUGGGCAAGCCCACGACAGAAGCCCUGGCAACGAGCCUCCAUGUGGGAGGCGAGAAGCGACCGCACAUCGUCGGAUUGGCGGCGCUGCCCAAAGAAAGGGUGCCGGGAAUCGUGUAUCACAGCGUGCCGGUCAAGCUGAUGCACGAGGUGCCUGAGGUCGGGCUCUCGUUGAUGGCGUGGCUCGAGCAGGCCCUCCGGUAUGAUGUGUUACGGCUGCCGGUGGUGGAGCGGGCGUCCGGUGGCCUCGAGGGAAUCAACGCCGCCUUGGACCGGAUGCGCGAGGGCCAGAUCUCCGGCAAGCGGUUAGUGGUGCCGCUGUGUUGA
Sphaerulina musiva SO2202 is the source of this 1269-nucleotide messenger RNA. RefSeq names its product GroES-like protein. The record is from RefSeq and is a predicted model, not a curated record. Lineage: Eukaryota; Fungi; Ascomycota; Dothideomycetes; Mycosphaerellales; Mycosphaerellaceae. The coding region runs from base 1 to 1269 and encodes 422 amino acids. Gene Ontology annotation, molecular function: oxidoreductase activity, acting on NAD(P)H. The transcript is spliced from 3 exons.